AUGGUAAAAUUAUUACUGAAUCGUGGUGCUGACGCCAAUGCUCAUUGUCUAGACCGAGGCGAUGGAUACACGGCAUUGCAUUAUGCUGUAAUGAAUGAUAAUAUUGUAGUGAUUGAUCUUGUACUGAAAAGGGGUGCUAACAUUAAUGUCAAGUCAAGCGAUGGAAAGGCAAUCUUACUACAUCUCGCCAUUGAAACCGGAACCGAAGCCAUUGUUCGAUGUUUGUUAGAUGCUGGCGCUGAUAUAAACAUCAGAAGGAAUACGGAUUGUUACCAAGAUCUAACGCCGGUUAUUGAAGCUUUUAGCCGGGAACGAAGAUUCACGGUGUCUUUAUUAAUUGAAUAUGGUGCGGACUUGAGUGCCAUGGCUAUGGCGACGUACGCGAAGAAUAAGAGAAUUGAGAAAGCUAUGACUCUUCCUAAAUUAAAUUCAAAGUUUCCGCUGUACGCGCAUAUGUUGAUGGAACUUGUUGAUAAAGCACGCAAGCGCAAUCAACUGCUUAAAAAAGUUUGCGAGAAUCUGGAGGAUGUUUCUAUCAAUUUGCCUUACAAUUGCAGUGAGAUAGAUCACAACAUGGCCGAAGUGCCGGCGUGA
Molecule: messenger RNA, 594 nt
Organism: Microplitis mediator
Lineage: Eukaryota; Metazoa; Arthropoda; Insecta; Hymenoptera; Braconidae
Product: putative ankyrin repeat protein RF_0381
Exons: 3
Coding region: 1-594 (197 amino acids)
Molecular function (GO): protein binding
Source: RefSeq, a predicted model, not a curated record